Messenger RNA from Colletotrichum abscissum, 366 nucleotides. Its product is annotated as autophagy protein 8. NCBI's taxonomy places the organism in Eukaryota, Fungi, Ascomycota, Sordariomycetes, Glomerellales, Glomerellaceae. The transcript is spliced from 3 exons. The record is from RefSeq and is a predicted model, not a curated record. Bases 1 to 366 code for a protein of 121 amino acids. Gene Ontology annotation, biological process: macroautophagy; cellular response to nitrogen starvation. Gene Ontology annotation, molecular function: phosphatidylethanolamine binding. Gene Ontology annotation, cellular component: fungal-type vacuole membrane; cytosol; autophagosome.
AUGCGAUCCAAGUUCAAGGACGAGCACCCCUUUGAGAAGCGUAAGGCUGAGGCCGAGCGUAUCCGCCAGAAGUAUUCUGACCGUAUUCCCGUUAUCUGCGAGAAGGUCGAGAAGUCUGAUAUCGCUACUAUUGAUAAGAAGAAGUACCUCGUCCCCGCCGACCUGACGGUUGGUCAGUUCGUCUAUGUCAUCCGCAAGCGCAUCAAGCUCUCCCCGGAGAAGGCCAUCUUCAUCUUCGUCGAUGAGGUGCUGCCGCCUACCGCAGCUCUCAUGAGCAGCAUUUACGAGGAGCACAAGGACGAGGACGGAUUCCUUUACAUCACCUACUCCGGCGAGAACACCUUUGGCGACUUUGAGAUGGCUUAA